CCAAACCUAAAAGAAUUGUCAGCAGUAAACCUUGAUUGGUUCUCACACUUGAGUUCAGAGUCUCGUAGAAUCUUACUAUGUCAGGCUUUACGUGAGGUUGAUGGCUUGAAGUUCAUAGUAGAAGAAGACAAGACACCAGAAUGGCUUGACCACCUUGUCAUUGGAAAUUCAUUGUCUUUUUUGUUCCAAAAGGAAUUCCCAAACAUGGCUGUAUGUUUUGCUGCAUUAAUUGAGGACCCGUGGCACUUACCACCAAAACUGCUGUUUGAUGUCCGGAUUAAUGGCGCAGAUGUUGGACUCCCAGAUGCUCAAACAAUUCUUGGAUCACUUGCAUCACGACAUAUCUUUAUGUUUGAUUUGCAGUGCCUAGUUCUUGAGGAUAAACUCAAGAAUGUAGUUUUAGAUAGUGGAUGGAACCUCGUGGAGAUAUCCUGUUUCUUGAGUUACAUAAAUUGCUCCCAUCCAGGGGAAAGUGGAGUAGCUAGGGCCAAAUGGAGUGGAGCCUGUGUGUACAAGCAAAAAUCCAGAAUGGUAGAUAUUCGAUUCAUAAAUCAUAGCCAGGAACAAGAAACAGUACCUGAGUUUUUGAAAGGAUCUUCCAUGAGUCCAGACAGUUAUGCUGAGCUAGUCCUGCGUAGAAUGAAGCGGUCCGAUUUCGAAGUCUGUACCAACAAUGCAGGCAUUUCCCUUUUACCUGAGUCCACAGCUCAGUCUCAUUCAGUCACUGAGAGAAACAAUAAAAAGAGAAAAAGAAAGAGGCAUGGGAAUCAUCUAUCUAUACAGGUCCCAUCUCUUCUCGGUUUCUCUCAUUGUACCUCUUUGACGAUAAACAUUGUAUGAUGGUUUGUUUUGUCAUUUAAUUCACCAACAUUUCUUUAAGUUAAGGGUAUCAUUUUUGGAUGGAGAAAGACAAACUUACCUGGACAUUGUAAGGUUCAUUAUUUAGGAAAAUUUUGAUAUUUUGUAUGUUUUUAAAAUUGAGAUUAUCAGCUUCUUGCACAGUAUAUAAAAUUUUAAUCCUUUCGUCAGAAAGACACGAUUCAGAGGUUCAUGAUUCAGAUGAGGAAAAGGAGACAAUUUGUGUAAAUGACUAAAUAUCGUGAAAUUCAUUAUCCAUUUUUGUUAUGUA
Prosopis cineraria is the source of this 1129-nucleotide messenger RNA. RefSeq lists its product as uncharacterized. Bases 205 to 840 code for a protein of 211 amino acids. Lineage: Eukaryota; Viridiplantae; Streptophyta; Magnoliopsida; Fabales; Fabaceae. The transcript is spliced from 3 exons. The record is from RefSeq and is a predicted model, not a curated record.